CGGCUGUUGAUGUGCAAAUGUGCAUCAUGUUGAAGGGCUGUGAAUGGGGAGGUGUGACGUAAAAAGAGACCCGAGCGCAGGUGCUUAUCUCCAGGCUGUCAAAGGCACAGUAUGUCAUAUUCCCGGGGACUACCUUUCAAAGCCGCAGCACCGGCGCCAAGCAGCACCGUCGCCGUCAGCACCGGCAGCACCGGCACACGGGGAGAAAAUCAAACUUUUGGGAUCGAGGCUCUAGGGAAUGAAGCACAUGAUCGGCCCUUGAGAGACACGACAAGCGUCAGUCAGGCCGGGCACCGCCAAGCUGCCACCUUUGCCAACGCGGCGCCCUCCGAACACCCAUCAAAAAUGGAUUCUGACGGUGAGGACCAGACCCUGAAUACGUGUGGAACAGAUCUGACCAAUGAAGACUUUAUUGUUGAGAGUAACAGCCCGUACGGCCCGUCGGUUCGUAAACGGAGCGCACAGGAAGGGGCGGCGGGCGCCCCCGUCAACAAGAGGAAGUCCCUGCUGAUGAAGCCGCGCCACUACAGCCCCAGCGAGGCCUGCGACGAUGAGAGCGGGGACCAGGCGCCGCGGCGGGACAAAGACGCGGCGAGGAGCGCCGACACUCCAGCAGAUGGGAACUUCAGUCCGAUCGAUGGCACGCCGGACAGAAACGGCCGCUCCAACGAUUCGCUGGGUUGGUCCGAGGUGACCCCCGAGGACUCGCCGCGGUGCGAGGUCAGCACGCCGGAAAUGUACGAAGAUGAGGAAGAAGAAGCCGAGGAAGACCAAAGUCAGGACAGGCUCAGCUACACGUCGUCCCCGCGGAGCCCGAGGGAGCUCCGCUGGGCUUUCUCCGCAAAAGUCAACGACUCGAGCCCCUCCGGAACCUGCGAGGAGCCUUCGCCCGUCAAGGAAGAACCUCAAUCGGAGCUGAGCAGACGGGGGGGCCUUUUCCAGGGAUACAGGCCGGAGGAGGAGGAGGUGGGGGAGGUGGGGGACAGCGACACGGAGGCGGAGAGGCUUCCCCCGCUGGACGGCUGGCCGCUGGACCACCUCCGCUACCGAGGCCUCGACGCGGGCCGCGGCAGAGUCAACCUGAGCCUGCUGGAGCAGGCCAUCGCGCUCCAGACGGAGCAGAGGCAGGCCUUGCAUCACGCCUACCGCGAGAUGGACCGCUUCCUCAUGGAGCAGAUGACCAAUGAGAGGAGGCACCAGCGCAUGAUGGACCUAGACAACAGGCUCGGCUACCCCGCGGGCAAAGACUCUCCGCGGGCGGACAAGCGGGACAUCAAGUGUCCCACGCCGGGCUGCGACGGGACGGGUCACGUGACCGGACUCUACCCCCACCACAGGAGUUUGUCCGGGUGUCCUCAUAAAGUGCGAGUUCCUCCAGAGAUCUUGGCCAUGCACGAGAACGUCCUCAAGUGUCCGACUCCCGGUUGCACGGGAAGAGGCCACGUCAACAGCAACCGGAGCACCCACCGGAGUCUGUCGGGCUGCCCCAUCGCCGCCGCAGUGAAAAUCGCCAAACCUCAGGACGAGAGCCUGAAAAGCAGACAAAUGCCCGAUCGCUCGCCGAGGAUCGCGGGCCCGGUCAAGAAGUUGGAGCUGAGCCAGCUCAACUACCGGCUGGCCCACCCCACGGCCGCCUUGCACGGCGGCCCGGCCAAGGACGCCGACAAGUUCAGCGGGAUCCGUUUCGACUACGCCAGCUUCGACGCGCAGGUCUUCGGGAAGCAGCCGCUCAACGGCGCCGGCCGCGACGCCCGACUCUCGCACUUUCCCGAAUCACCUCCGCAGUACCAUCCCGGCUCGCUGCUGGCGCCCGGCGCCCGCCUGCCCGCUUCCGGUCAACGCAGCCCACCGGCGAGCCGCCCCAACCACGGAGACGGCGCAGGCGGCGCUUUGGGGGCGGCCGCCAUCCUCAACCUCUCCACUCGCUACCGGGAGGGCGGCGAGACGGCGGCGACGGCACCGGCGGCGGUGGCGGCGCGGCCCCUGGCAACCUCUACAAAGGUAAUCAAAUCAGACCACUUGGAAAAAGAGUUUUUCUGACGUUUAUGUCGUCCACGUUUCCCGCAGGACAUGCACAUAGAGGUGGACGAGAACGGCACCUUGGACCUGAGCAUGAAGAAAAGCAAGGAGAGCGUCCACGCCAAAGCGCCUUCGGACGAGCGAGCGCAGCCGGAGUCGCUCGCGGGGGCGGCGGCCAAAGGCUGCGGCGGAGUGCUGAUAAGCCCCGCCUUCUACCAUCCGCUGCGCGACAGGGACAGCUGGGACGGCCCCGUCCCCGUCGACUUCAGCCAAGCGCACGUUUUGCACGACAGUGAGGUAGGGGAGUUGGAUCAACUCGGCACCGAGGAGCAGCACUACCAAGGCGAGGCGGCCAUGAUGAAGGCCAAGAUGCUCCUGCGAGAGUCCAAGAAAGAACUUUUGAGCUGUCCGACCCCGGGAUGUGACGGCAGUGGCCACGUGACGGGAAAUUACGCAUCGCACCGGAGCGUUUCCGGAUGUCCUUUGGCUGACAAGACUCUCAAGUCACUGAUGGCAGCCAACUCUCAGGAACUCAAGUGCCCAACCCCUGGUUGUGACGGAUCCGGACACGUGACGGGGAACUACGCGUCGCACAGAAGCUUGUCGGGAUGUCCACGUGCCAGAAAAGGAGGAUUGAAGCUCACCCCCAGCAAGGAGGAAAAAGAUGAGCAGGAGCUUAAGUGUCCGGUGUUCGGCUGCGAGGGGCAGGGCCACAUUUCGGGGAAGUACACGUCCCACCGCAGCGCCAGCAGUUGCCCGCUGGCCGCCAGGAGGCAAAAGGAGGCGUCCCUCAACGGGCUUCCCUUCGCCUGGAAGAGCAACAAGCAGGAGCUGCCUCACUGCCCUCUGCCCGGCUGCAACGGCCUUGGCCACGCCAACAACGUGUUCGCCACCCACAGGAGCUUGUCAGGAUGCCCGCUUAACGCGCAAAGUAUCAAGAAGAAGCACUCCGACGAGGAGAUGAUGACCAUCAAACUAAAGGCCAGCAGUGGCAUUGAAAAUACCGAAGACGGCCAACAUUUAGAGCACGACAUCGAGGAACUGAACGAAUCCAACAUGCAAAUGGAGGCCAACAUGAAGCAGCUGCAAACGCAGCAGAUCUCGUCGAUGGAGUGCAACCUGAAGAGCAUCGAGGAGGAGAACAAGAUGAUGGAGCGCCACAACGACGGCCUCCUGGAGGAGCUGGCUCGCCUCAGCCAGGCGCUCAUCAGCAGCCUCACCGACAUCCAACUGCCUCAAAUGGGCCCCAUCAGCGAGCACAACUUCGAAGCCUACGUGAACACGCUGACCGACAUGUACAACAAGUCGCAGCGCGAGUACUCGCCCGAGUGCAAAACACUUCUGGACAACAUCAAGAAGGCCAUCAAAGGUAUCCACGUCUGA
This is a messenger RNA of Syngnathoides biaculeatus (alligator pipefish), 3402 nucleotides long. RefSeq names its product ST18 C2H2C-type zinc finger transcription factor (gene st18). Gene Ontology annotation, biological process: regulation of transcription by RNA polymerase II. The record is from RefSeq and is a predicted model, not a curated record. The transcript has 22 exons. Gene Ontology annotation, molecular function: zinc ion binding; DNA-binding transcription factor activity, RNA polymerase II-specific; RNA polymerase II cis-regulatory region sequence-specific DNA binding. NCBI's taxonomy places the organism in Eukaryota, Metazoa, Chordata, Actinopteri, Syngnathiformes, Syngnathidae. Gene Ontology annotation, cellular component: nucleus.